GAGCGCGCGAGGACGCAGCGCCAGCGCCAGAGCCUCAGUGGCGAAGAGGCGGCAGCGGCCGCGGCAGAAGCAGCGAGACCCGCCGCAGCGCCCGGCGCCUCCUCGCCAACAGACAGCGGCUGCAGCAGCCUCCUGCAGCUCCGGCAAACUUUCCGCCCAGCUGGCCGGCGGAGAGGCGCGCAAGCCAAGCACCCGCCACCAGCAGCACCCAUUGGACCUUUCCUGCAGCCUCUGCCGCCGCUCGCCCGCCUGGACCGGCACCUUCCCCCCUGUAGCCUCUUCCUGACCCCCAGCACCACCCAAAAAACACCCCCCAGGGCGGUUGCAGAAAAGCCAUGAGCCCGGAGGGGGGCGGCGGCGAAGCGGCAGCAGCAGCAGCAGCAGCCAACCCGAGACUCCGCCGGGAGCUCCCUUUGCAAGGGAAGCCGCAGCCGCAGCCUCCGCGCGCCCUUUGAUGCGCUUUGCCAACGGGGCGAGUGGCCGGUUCGUUGCUAAGGAGGGAUUUUUCCCUUGAAAGAGAAACCUCUAUUUAUUUUUGCCACCGUGGGGUUGUUUUUUGCCCCUUCUUGUGCAAAGGAAAACCUGCAGCCCGCCGGGUCUCGUGCAUGCAGGGUGGAGCUCUGAGCGCCGGGCUGCAACCGAGGAUCGGCCGCCUUCCGGGCGAGGAGGGAGGCAGGCGAGCCGAGCGGAGCGGGAGCUUUCCGGAGGAGGCAGCGGCGGAGGCGGCGGUGGCGGUGGCAGAGGCAGUCGCCGCAGUGGGCGCUCCUCUCUCGGGCGGGCACGGAGGAGGAGGCGGAGAAGCCGAGCCAGGCGCUGCGGAGAUGCCAGAGUGAGACGGGCACCCGGGGGCGCCGCGGGAUCCAGCCCCGUGCCCGGCUGGGAGCGAGCCGCCGGGUCGGGCGGGCAGGUGGGGAGGGGGGCACGGAAGAAGAAGGAAAAGAAGAAGAAGAAGCUGGUCCCUCCACCUUUUUUUUUUGCUUUAAAAUACACACAUAUAUUUGGAGGAGGGUGUUUGUUGCAAACCCAGUUGCCGAUUCCUCUCCACCUGCUGGCUGAUUCCUGGAGGCGGUGUGUUGCAAAUACCUUGGACAGGGAGCGGGAGAGGAAAAGCGCCCGCUGGACCAGUGCAGAGGAUAAUCUCCACUGGAGGGUCGGCACUUUGAAAACGCUCGCACCUCUAAAGUCACUUCCUGCCGCUCUAGGAAUACAAAACUCUCUUUUUUGUAACCAUGCCGGGAGACACGUGGAGGUGGACUUGCCUCGUCUUGCACCUCCUUCCUUGUGCCGUCAUGCUGCCUUCCACCACGAGGCAGCAGCCUCCCAACCCAAAGAGACCUUUCCUCACCUUCACUGUGGAAACGGCGGACGUGCAUUUCAACCACUUGGUGGUGGACGAGAGGAGAGGCAACAUCUACCUGGGGGCCGUCAAUUGGAUCUACAAACUCUCCAGCGAUCUGGAGAUGCUGACGUUUCACCAGACGGGCCCGGAUAGCGACAACCCAAAGUGCUACCCUCCCAAACUGGUCCAGCCUUGCAACGAACCCUUGAAGUCCACAAACAACAUCAACAAGAUGCUCCUCAUAGACUACAAGGAGAACAGGUUGAUUGCUUGCGGCAGCUUGUACCAGGGCAUCUGCAAACUCUUGAGGUUGGACGACCUGUUUAAGCUCGGGGAGCCCUUCCACAACAAGGAACACUACCUCUCCGGGGUGAACGAGAGCGGCUCGGUUUUUGGGGUGAUAGUCUCUUACAACAACAUGGACGACAAGCUCUUCAUUGCUACCGCCGUGGAUGGCAAGCCAGAGUACUUCCCCACAAUCUCUAGCAGAAAGCUCCCCAAGAACUCCGAGGCAGAAGGGAUGUUUGCUUACGUUUUCCACGACGAGUUUGUGGCCUCCAUGAUCAAGAUCCCGUCGGAUACGUUUACCAUCAUCCCUGACUUCGACAUAUACUACAUCUAUGGCUUCAGCAGUGGUAAUUUCGUCUACUUUCUCACCCUCCAGCCCGAGAUGAUUUCUCCGCCGGGCUCCACCACUAAGGAGCAAGUCUACACCUCCAAGCUGGUCCGCCUGUGCAAAGAAGACACGGCCUUCAACUCGUACGUCGAAGUGCCCAUUGGCUGCGAGAAGAACGGGGUGGAAUACCGAUUGCUGCAGGCGGCCCACCUGUCCAAGGCGGGAGCCAUCUUGGCCAGGUCACUGGGCAUCAGGCCGGAGGACGACGUCCUCUUCGCCGUCUUCUCCAAGGGGCAGAAGAGGAAGAUGAAGUCCUUGGAUGAGUCGGCCCUGUGCAUCUUUGCUCUGAAGAGAAUUAACGACCGCAUCAAAGACAGGCUGCAGUCCUGCUAUAGGGGCGAAGGCACUUUGGAUUUGGCCUGGCUUAAAGUGAAGGACAUCCGCUGCAGCAGUGCACUGUUAACAAUUGACGAUAAUUUCUGUGGCCUGGAUAUGAAUGCCCCACUCGGAGUAUCUGAAAUGGUACGAGGACUCCCCGUCUUAACAGAAGACAAGGACAGGAUGACGUCUGUCAUUGCUUAUGUCUAUAAGAACCACUCCUUGGCUUUCGUGGGCACCAAGAGCGGCAAGCUGAAAAAGAUCCGUGUCGAUGGACCCAUCAGAGGUGCCCUCGAGUAUGAGAUUGUCCAGGUGGUGGAUACCGGCCCAAUCUUGCGGGACAUGGAUUUUUCCGUAGAUCACAAGCAUCUGUACCUCAUGUCUGAUAAGCAGCUCACCCGAGUGCCGGUGGAGUCCUGCGGACAGUACAAAAGCUGCAGCGCGUGCCUGGGCUCGGGGGACCCCCACUGCGGAUGGUGUGUGCUCCACAACGCGUGCACAAGGAAAGAGCAAUGUGAGCGGUCCAGGGAGCCCCGGAGGUUUGCCUCGGAGAUGCAGCAAUGCGUCCGACUGACCGUGCACCCCAACAACAUCUCCGUCUCACAGUAUAGCGUCAUGCUGGUCCUGGAGACUUACAAUGUCCCGGAGCUGUCGGACGGCGUCAAUUGCACCUUUGGGGACCUGUCGGAAAUGGACGGCGUGGUGCUGGGGAGCCGGAUCCAGUGCAAGUCCCCCGCAGCCAAGGAGGUGCCAAAGAUCAUCACCGAGAACGGAGACCACCACAUUGUCCAGCUCCAGCUCAAAUCCAAGGAAACAGGGAUGACUUUUGCCAGCACCAGUUUUGUCUUCUACAACUGCAGCGUCCACAACUCGUGCCUGUCGUGUGUGGAGAGCCCUUACCGGUGCCACUGGUGCAAAUACCGCCACGUCUGUACUCACGAACCCCUCAAUUGCCACUUCUUGGAAGGACGAGUCAAAGUUCCUGAGGACUGCCCCCAGUUGCUGCACGUCAAUAAGAUCUUGGUGCCCGUGGACGUCAUCAAGCCGAUCACGCUGAAGGCCAAGAACCUUCCUCAGCCUCAGUCCGGGCAGCGGGGCUACGAGUGCAUCAUCAGCAUCCAGGGCAAUGAGAAGAGGGUGCCUGCGUUGCGGUUUAACAGCUCCAGUGUCCAGUGCCAAAACACUUCGUACACUUACGACGGGACGGAGAUUAACAGCUUGCCAGUGGAGCUGACAGUCGUGUGGAAUGGGGAUUUCAACAUUGACAACCCUGCGCAGAACAAAGUCCACCUGUACAAAUGCGGGGCCAUGCGAGACAGCUGCGGCCUGUGCCUGAAAGCAGACCCGGACUACGAGUGCGGCUGGUGCGAAGGCCAGAACCGGUGCACCUUGAAGCACCAUUGCCCCAUCCUGGAGAACCGGUGGCUGGAGCUCUCUGGCGCCGGGGGCAAGUGCACCAACCCCAAGAUCACAGAAAUCAGCCCGGUGAGGGGACCUCGCGAAGGAGGGACCAGAGUGACCAUCCGGGGAGAAAAUUUGGGCUUGGAGUUCCGGGACAUUGCAUCGCAUGUCAAAGUAGCUGGCGUGGAGUGCAUUCCUUUAGUGGAGGGAUACAUCCCAGCAGAGCAAAUAGUGUGCGAGAUGGGCGAGGCCAAGCACAGCCAGCAUGCAGGAAAUGUGGACAUCUGUGUGGCCGAGUGCAAGCCAGAGUUCAUGGCCAAAUCCUCCCAGUUCUAUUACUUUACGAUGCUGACUCUCUUUGACCUAAAUCCCAAGCGAGGUCCAGUGUCUGGCGGAACCCAAGUCACCAUCACGGGCAAGAACCUGAACGCUGGCAGCAACGUCUCGGUGCUCUUUGGCGAGCACCCCUGCCUUUUCCACUGGAGAACAGCAGAAAGGAUUGUUUGCAACACCACGGCUUACACCAGUGGCACAGAGAAGAUGGUAGUGGACGUGGUUGUGAAGGUAGACAAGGCCAGGCUCCACAAGGAGCUGGAGAAGGCCAAGUCCCCCAAGGAGCUGGAGUUUGAAUAUACGACGGACCCAACCAUCGUGAAGAUCGAUCCAGAAUGGAGUAUUGUCAGUGGAAAUACACCCAUUACAGUGCGGGGCACGAACUUGGACCUCAUCCAGAACCCUCAGAUCCGGGCAAAGUACGGUGGGAAGGAGCACAUCAACGUUUGCGAAGUGCAGAACGACACGGAGAUGAUCUGCCGAGCACCAGCGGUGGAACCGAAUAACCAGACUGACCCUCCUGUGCGUCCAGAUGAGUUUGGCUUCAUCUUGGACAAUGUCCACUCCUUGCUGAUCCUCGAGAAACCCAACUUCACCUACUACCCAAACCCCAUCUUUGAGGCUUUCAAUCCCUCUGGGAUUUUGGAGCUGAAACCAGGGACCCCUGUGAUAUUAAAGGGUAAAAACCUGAUCCCAUUGACAGGAGGGAACGCCAAGCUGAAUUACACAGUUCUGGUUGGUGAGAAGCCCUGUGUUCCCACGGUGUCUGAAGUGCAGCUGCUGUGCGAGUCCCCAAAUCUCACUGGACGGCAUAAAGUGACGGCUCGCGUUGGAGGGAUGGAGUUUUCCCCAGGGAUGGUGAACAUCUCCCCGGACAGCCCACUUAGCCUGCCCGCCAUUGUCAGCAUUGCCGUGGCAGGGGGGCUCCUCAUCAUCUUCAUCGUGGCCGUGCUGAUUGCCUACAAGCGCAAGUCCCGCGAGAGUGACCUCACCCUCAAACGGCUCCAGAUGCAAAUGGACAACUUGGAGUCCCGGGUCGCCUUGGAGUGCAAGGAAGCUUUUGCAGAACUGCAGACGGACAUCCACGAGCUGACUAGCGAUUUAGAUGGAGCUGGCAUCCCAUUUCUGGAUUACCGGACCUAUACCAUGAGGGUGCUUUUCCCUGGCAUCGAAGAUCACCCUGUGCUGAGGGAUUUGGAGGUCCCUGGGUAUCGGCAAGAGCGGGUGGAGAAGGGCUUGAAGCUCUUUGCCCAACUCAUCAACAACAAGGUCUUCCUCCUGUCCUUCAUCCGCACCCUGGAGUCCCAGCGCAGCUUCUCCAUGCGAGACCGUGGCAACGUGGCCUCCCUCAUCAUGACGGUGCUGCAGAGUAAGCUGGAAUAUGCUACAGAUGUCCUCAAGCAGCUCCUGGCAGAUCUCAUAGACAAAAACCUGGAGAGCAAAAACCAUCCCAAACUACUGCUUCGGAGGACAGAAUCUGUUGCUGAGAAGAUGCUCACUAACUGGUUCACCUUCCUGCUCUACAAGUUUCUCAAGGAAUGUGCCGGCGAGCCUCUCUUCUCCCUCUUCUGUGCCAUCAAGCAACAGAUGGAGAAGGGCCCAAUCGAUGCCAUCACUGGGGAAGCUCGCUACUCUCUUAGUGAGGACAAGCUGAUCCGGCAGCAGAUCGACUACAAGACCCUGGUCCUGAGCUGUGUGAACCCUGAUAAUGUGAACAGCCCCGAGAUCCCCGUGAAGAUCCUGAACUGCGACACCAUCACGCAAGUGAAGGAGAAGAUCCUGGACGCCAUCUUCAAGAACGUGCCGUGCUCCCACCGGCCGAAAGCCGCCGACAUGGAUCUAGAGUGGAGGCAAGCGAGCGGAGCCAGGAUGAUCCUUCAAGACGAAGACCUCACGACAAAGAUCGAGAACGACUGGAAAAGGCUCAAUACCCUCGCUCACUAUCAGGUGCCCGAUGGAUCCGUGGUGGCUCUGGUGUCCAAGCAGGUGACAGCCUACAAUGCUGUCAACAAUUCCACCGUCUCCAGGACCUCUGCUAGCAAAUAUGAAAACAUGAUCCGCUACACGGGCAGCCCAGACAGCUUGCGCUCCCGGACGCCCAUGAUCACACCCGACCUGGAGAGUGGGGUCAAGAUGUGGCAUUUGGUCAAGAACCACGAGCAUGGAGAUCAGAAAGAGGGUGACCGAGGGAGCAAGAUGGUGUCGGAGAUCUACCUGACCAGGCUGCUAGCCACCAAGGGCACUUUACAGAAGUUUGUGGAUGACCUCUUUGAGACCAUCUUCAGCACAGCGCAUCGUGGGAGUGCCCUGCCCCUGGCCAUCAAAUACAUGUUCGACUUCUUGGACGAGCAGGCAGACAAGCACAACAUCCACGAUCCUCACGUGCGGCACACUUGGAAAAGCAACUGCUUGCCGCUAAGAUUUUGGGUGAACAUGAUCAAGAACCCGCAGUUUGUCUUCGACAUCCACAAGAACAGCAUCACCGACGCUUGCCUCUCGGUCGUAGCGCAAACCUUCAUGGACUCCUGUUCGACCUCAGAGCACCGUUUGGGCAAGGAUUCCCCCUCAAAUAAGCUCCUCUACGCCAAGGAUAUCCCCAGCUACAAGAACUGGGUGGAAAGGUACUACUCAGAUAUCGGCAAGAUGCCAGCUAUCAGCGACCAGGACAUGAACGCCUACCUGGCUGAGCAAUCCCGCAUGCACAUGAAUGAAUUCAACACAAUGAGCUCCCUCUCAGAGAUCUACUCCUACGUGGGCAAGUACAAUGAAGAGAUCCUUGGAGCCCUUGAUCAAGAUGACCAGGCCGGGAAGCAAAAGCUGGCCUACAAACUUGAACAAGUUAUAACCCUCAUGAGCAUAGACAGCUGAAAACUGCCCUACCAGGGGACUCCCUGGGAGGGAUUUGAAACAAACAUACAAACAAAACCAAGCCGUGCCUCAGUCAAGAACAUCCUCUUUACCAAGUGCAAGUUUCUGAUUGGCCGUCGAGCGGAGUCACCUGAAACAGCUCUCGACUCCUCUAAGGCUCGCCCGCCAAACCUAUGGACGCCAAGCAACUAGGCCUCAAGGACUUAAGGGACGUCUCUGCGGAGGGAUCCCUAGUGCGGAGACCACACAGGUGGAGCUCCCUCGUCCCCUUCUGCCUUCUCCCCGGAGCAUAUCGUCAUAUCAUCCGUUAACAAACAGAGUGGACCGCCCUGGUUCGCCUCUGUCGAUGCUGCUUUUACUGGCUCCCUGCGGGCUCGGAACCGUGGAGCAGGAAAAUAAACUCAGUGUUACUUGGAAGCUGCGCCAAGGCAGGACUUUCGCUCUCUUGCCUCUGGAGACCCCGACAGAGUGGGAACGAACUUGUUUUUGUCCUCCCACCCAGCUCCCCAGUCUUCAUCCUACAGGGGAGGACCCUAGUGACUUUUACCCCCCGUCCUUGGGACUGGCAUGGCAGAGGGGUCCCGUGUGCCCUGUGAGCUAACCGUGUUGUCAGCUGCUCUUCUGGGAUUGGGUGGAGAAGGAAGGAAAACCGCCUAUUCCCCGCUCCACAAUUUUCAUACAUUCAUCUACUUUUGUUUUUAUGGGCCAUCCUCAUUUUCAACCUGUGCCCCACUGACUGUGAAACUAAAAGGCAGCCACAUACAAGCACACACCUUUCUUUACCUGAAACUCUACCUGUCUCUUCUCUUUUUGCUUUAGAUUUUGCAUCUCAGUGGGGGCAUUUAUAUCCCUUCCUAAACCAGCGCGGCUUCACGUUGUGCAGUGAGGCACUCUCGCCGUUGCAACCGGGAGCAGUCGCCUCCCUCGCUUUUUUUGUACCAUCCCAGACUGCAAACUUUCUGUAUCUUUCCGGCUAACCAUCCCAAACAAUAGAGCACAAAAAAUAAUAAUAACAAGAAGCCUUUGAUCUAGACACAGCACAGAGUUAAACCCAGAGACAAGUACCAGCAUUAUGGAGAUGACAAGAGGCUGCAUCCCAGGAUUGGGGUAGGGUUGGGUAAGAAAAGAGGGCCCCUCCUAAGCCCACUUCUUCUUUCUUUAGUGGUAGCAACAGACCUAAUGGAUGUUCAAAAACAGGAGGGAGUGUUUAUGAUUGGCUGGGGCAGUGUAGCCUGUGCAAUGCUUUUGCCCGCAAAAUUGCAACUGGAACUGGAUUGAUUCGGCUUCUUCUUCUUUGGUUAGAUGCAUUCAUGUGUUCGUGUAAACACAUUCCAACCAGAGCAAAGCAACGUUGCAUUGCAUUUAUUUUAAUGGCGGAAUUCGGCCAUGCUGUCACGUUGAAAUCAAUGAGACUCAAAGGCUUCCCUCCUGACUGGGCCAUGUCCCCAAUUUGGAAAGCAGGAACUAAGUUCUGGUCCAGAGCUUUUUGCACACUUAAACGCAGCCCCUCACACAUUUCCAAAGUACAGGAUCAAAACGCACACUUCUGGCGUUGGCAUCUGCCUGCCGAAGCUUGGUGGAUCCGAUCCACUGUACUGGAGACCAUUGAAAUAAAUAAAUUAUUAAAUAAAUAAAAUAAAUGGGCU
Molecule: messenger RNA, 8581 nt
Organism: Zootoca vivipara (common lizard)
Lineage: Eukaryota; Metazoa; Chordata; Lepidosauria; Squamata; Lacertidae
Source: RefSeq, a predicted model, not a curated record